Molecule: messenger RNA, 1763 nt
Organism: Hypomesus transpacificus
Lineage: Eukaryota; Metazoa; Chordata; Actinopteri; Osmeriformes; Osmeridae
Gene: timm23b
Product: translocase of inner mitochondrial membrane 23 homolog b (yeast)
Exons: 8
Coding region: 481-1317 (278 amino acids)
Biological process (GO): protein import into mitochondrial matrix
Cellular component (GO): mitochondrial inner membrane; TIM23 mitochondrial import inner membrane translocase complex
Molecular function (GO): transmembrane protein transporter activity
Source: RefSeq, a predicted model, not a curated record
AGCAUGCGCUAGACGUCGCAAAUGCUGUCGUAAUGUUGAUACUGACAAUGUAAAUUAUUAUUGAUUAAUUUGAGAACAAACAUUUUGAGAACAAAACAUACGAACAGUAAUCAUAUAAAUAUUUAAAUGCUGUACUGGACGCUGGUUUUCCCAGAAUUCGGAAAUUAUUUACGACCUUUACGACUUCUGAAUGAAAUAGCCGUGGACUAACAUUCAGGAUUUGACCAUGUGAUGUUUUCUUUUUCAAACGUCCACUGUAGUGCCAGUGCGCAGUUCUUCUAGUUGCAGUUGCAAAUUUAUACUUCUUUACCAUUGACUAUUUUAUCGGUGAGUUAAAACCAUACAUAGUUAGUUAGCUGACCUCUCAACGUCAGGUAAAACAAGAAACUCACGUCAUUGUGAUGAUUACACACAUGAUUGGCUAUCCAGCUGAGCUAACUAGCGAUACCAGCCUUUAUACGAGCUAACUAGACAAACAACAUGGACAAAACACCAACUCCAGAAUCAUCUUCAGGGGCAUCCAAUAGGGGCUACAGUUUAUUUGGCAGAACUUCAACGGAAUAUUCUAACACUGAACUCGCUGGGGUGCCCUUGACUGGUAUGAGCCCCAUCUCACCAUAUCUGAAUGUGGAUCCUCGAUAUCUUAUACAAGACAGUGAUGAGUUCAUUUUACCCACUGGGGCCAACAAGACCAGAGGUCGGUUUGAAUUGGCCUUUUUCACCAUUGGAAGCUGUUGUAUCACAGGUGCUGUUCUUGGAUCUCUAAAUGGCCUGCGUAUGGGUCUGUCAGAGACCAGACAGAUGGCAUGGUCGAAGCCACGGAAUGUGCAGAUCUUGAACAUGGUGACACGUCAGGGAGCAACAUGGGCCAACACACUUGGUUCAGUGGCUCUGUUGUACAGCGUGUUUGGAGUGGUCAUCGAGAAGGCUCGUGGAGCUGAGGAUGACGUCAACACGGUGGUUGCCGGGACGAUGACGGGCAUGCUGUACAAGUCUCCAGCUGUGUGGAGCAAGGACCAGCCAGACCGCCGUGCUGCUCCUCCCACUGGUGUGUUCUGCGUGAGACUGAGGGCUUCUCUCUGUGUUUACCUUCUGUGGUCUCCGCGGAGCUGCGAGAGGAGGCGUGGCUGGCCUGGCCCUGUCAGGACUCUAUGCUCUCUACACCAACUGGGACCACCUGAAGGGCAACUCUCCCAACCGCUACUAAUCAGCUGCUUUGCUCCCGCACUGGCAGAGCAGCCAGUCCACAAAUCAAACCUGGGGAUUCCCCCUGAAUAUUCCUGUGCUUGUAUGCAUAGUCAAUAUACUGAUACUUAGAAGGCAUCGCUUCCCAUGUUAAUACCCUUUCUCUCAUCACAUUCUCUUGGGCAUAAGAGGCUUGCCAAGAUUGCACUAAAGAGAGGAUAGGAAGAGUGGUGGAACGAUAUGUAUUGCUUAACUGUUUCUUUAUACUGUAAGCUGAAUUGGUGGCACAUUUAGAUCAGCAUGUUAUCACUUGAGUUGUGGUUGACAGCUUCUUAUGGUCAGCAGGAUCACAUUCCAUGUUUGCGUCUUUUGAGCCACAGGUUCGCUUUGUGAUUUAUGUUACUAUGCUUUGUUAUUGUCUCAAAGAUGGUGUCGUCAGAGCCAAGGAGUUCUUGUAGUACCAAGUAACCUAGUCCCCCUGAUGAUACUCCUGAUCCUGGCUGUUAAUGUAUAUAAGCAUACUAGCCACAUGGCAUUCAUAAAUGAUUGUACUUGAAAAAAAUAAAAUUGGAUUCAAA